Molecule: messenger RNA, 1593 nt
Organism: Adineta steineri
Lineage: Eukaryota; Metazoa; Rotifera; Eurotatoria; Adinetida; Adinetidae
Source: the annotation of a GenBank genome assembly
AUGACAAUAAGUCGUAUUGCAUCCUAUUUUAUUUCAACUCCAAUUUACUAUGUUAAUUCUAAACCUCAUAUAGGACAUCUUUACUCAAGUUUACUUGCUGAUACAAUUGCACGAUGGCAAAUAGUAAAACAUCGUCCAGCACCUAAAAUAAUAUUCUCAACAGGUACUGAUGAACAUGGAUUAAAAAUAGAACGUGCUGCUACAGCUACGCAACUUACACCAUUAGAAUUUUGUAAUCAAGUUUCAAAAACAUUUCGUACAAUGUUUGAUCAAUCUUCUAUUCAAUAUACGGAUUAUAUUCGAACAACAGAUAAAAAACAUUGUCAAGCUGUUCAACAUGUUUGGCAAGAAUUAUUAAAACGAAAUCUUAUUUAUAAAGGAAGUUAUCAAGGAUGGUAUUCUGUUCAAGAUGAAUGUUUUGUUAACGAAGAUGAAAUUAUAAAAGAUCAAACAGGUCAAGCAAAACUUAAAGAAACAGAUCGACCCGUUGAAUGGACAGAAGAAAAAAAUUACAUGUUUAAAUUAAGUCUAUUUCAUGAACGUAUCGAACAAUGGCUAACUGAUAAAAAACCAUUAUUUCCUAUUAAAUAUAACAAAUUAGCAUUGAUUCAAUUGAAUGAACUUAAAAAACAAGGUGAUAUAUCAAUAUCAAGAGAAGCUAAAAGACUUUCAUGGGGUAUUCAAGUGCCAAAUGAUUCAUCACAAAUUGUAUAUGUUUGGAUUGAUGCUCUUAUUAAUUAUUUAACUGUUGCUGGUUAUCCAAAUGAACUAGUUCAUUGGCCUCCUAAUUGUCAAAUAAUUGGAAAAGAAAUUAUUCGAUUUCAUGCAAUCUAUUGGCCGGCAUUACUUAUGGGACUUAAUCUUGAAUUACCACAUCAAUUAAUUGUUCAUGGACAUUGGUUGAAAGACGAUAGAAAAAUGUCAAAAAGUGUUGGUAAUGUGAUUGAUCCAUUUGAUUUACUAAGCAAAUUUCAAUGCGAUGGAGUUCGCUAUUGUUUAUUACGUGAAGAUAUACUCUCACAAGAUGCAAAUUUUAAUGAAUAUAAAAUGAAAAAAUAUUUAAAUGCAGAAUUAGCAAAUACACUUGGUAAUCUACUUAAUCGUGUUACAUCAUCAACAAUAAAUCCACAACAAAUCUAUCCAUCUCAUCCUUUACAUUCAUAUCCUUCUUCAACAAAAGAACUGAUCGAACAAUGUACUAAUCUUCCAUCACGUGUCGCACAUGCCUAUGAUUCAUAUGAAUUCUAUCAUGGAAUUAUUGCUAUUAUGGAUGUUCUUCGAACAUGUAAUGGUUAUGUACAAUCUGAACAACCAUGGUUAUUAGCUAAAUCAUCUAAAGAAUCUGAUCAACAACGUUUACAAAUAUUAAUUUAUUCAACACUUGAAUGUUUACGUAUUUGUGGUAUACUUCUUCAACCAAUUAUACCAUCGAUUGCUAAACAAUUACUUGAUAUACUUGCUAUUGAUCAAGCAAAACGUACAUUACAUGAUUGUAAUAUUUUAAUUGAACAUAAUGAAAAAAAAUUAAAUAUUAUUAAAAAUGAACGUAUUUCUUUGUAUCAACGUUUACCGAUUGUAGAAAGAGAUGUAUGA